Molecule: messenger RNA, 393 nt
Organism: Drosophila rhopaloa
Lineage: Eukaryota; Metazoa; Arthropoda; Insecta; Diptera; Drosophilidae
Gene: lmgA
Product: anaphase-promoting complex subunit 11
Exons: 1
Coding region: 136-393 (85 amino acids)
Biological process (GO): anaphase-promoting complex-dependent catabolic process; protein ubiquitination; positive regulation of mitotic metaphase/anaphase transition
Cellular component (GO): nucleus; anaphase-promoting complex
Molecular function (GO): zinc ion binding; ubiquitin protein ligase activity; cullin family protein binding
Source: RefSeq, a predicted model, not a curated record
UUAUAAUCGAUAUCACAGUCUCCGUUUCGGCCAUCACUACGCUCGACCUAUUUUCAAAGAAAAAAGGCUAUAUUUUGCGAAAAACAGCCCGAACAAACAGAAAAACACCCGCUUUAUUAGCCAAAUGUGCGCAAAAUGAAAGUAACAAUUAAGUCAUGGACUGGAGUUGCAACUUGGCGUUGGAUAGCGAAUGACGAGAACUGCGGUAUCUGUCGCAUGUCCUUCGAGAGCACUUGCCCGGAGUGCGCGCUGCCCGGUGACGACUGUCCCCUGGUGUGGGGUGUCUGCUCCCAUUGCUUCCACAUGCACUGCAUCGUCAAGUGGCUGAACCUGCAACCGUUGAACAAACAGUGUCCCAUGUGCCGCCAGAGCUGGAAGUUCAACGUGCACUAA